UUUUACGACGCGGCGGACGCGGCGGCGCUUGGCGGCCGGAGCGGGGCGAGUUGGGCGCCGGCGGGCGGCGGGGUAGCGAGACGCGCGGGGCGGUGGCAUCGCCAUGUCGCACGGCCACAGCCACGGUGGGGGCGGCUGUCGCUGCGCCGCCGAACGAGAGGAGCCACCCGAGCAGCGCGGCCUGGCUUACGGCCUGUACCUGCGCAUCGACCUGGAGCGGCUGCAGUGCCUCAACGAGAGCCGCGAGGGCAGCGGCCGCGGCGUGUUCAAGCCGUGGGAGGAGCGGGCCGACCGCUCCAAGUUUGUUGAAAGUGAUGCAGAUGAAGAACUUCUGUUUAAUAUUCCAUUUACGGGCAACGUCAAGCUCAAAGGCAUCAUCAUAAUGGGAGAGGAUGAUGACUCACACCCCUCUGAGAUGAGACUGUAUAAGAACAUUCCACAGAUGUCAUUUGAUGACACAGAAAGAGAGCCAGAUCAAACCUUUAGUCUGAACCGGGAUCUUACCGGGGAGCUAGAGUAUGCUACAAAAAUUUCCCGCUUUUCAAAUGUCUAUCAUCUCUCCAUUCAUAUUUCUAAAAACUUUGGAGCAGAUACCACAAAGGUCUUUUAUAUUGGCCUGAGAGGAGAAUGGACUGAGCUUCGCCGACACGAGGUGACCAUCUGCAACUAUGAAGCCUCGGCCAACCCGGCAGACCACCAGGUCCAUCAGGUUUCCCCCCAGACACACUUCAUUUCCUAGGGUGGCCUGGGCUCCCUCGGUGCUGUCAGUGGAUGUGUAUGACCGCCUGCUGGGAAGGACGAAGAUGAGGCUCCAAUGAGAGUUUCUGCUCCGGCCAGACUUCGUCUUAGAGGCUUUGCAGAAACCUGGCCUGAGGAGUGGCAUGGGUGCCCAGGUCCACCAUGGCUCUCUAGGCCCUGCAGAUAGUGUAGGCCGGGUGGCAUCUAGCAGUCAUGGAUAACACUUGCUUUUCCAGUCAGCGUGGCCAUGGGUCCCAAGUGCUUGUGGGUUUGUGUGAUUUUUUUUUUUUCAUAAUGGAAACUUCCUGGGCUGUAGGAAUCCUACCACAGCCUCUGGUUUGUAGGGUUUUUUCCUUUUUUUUUUUUUCCAUCAUGAGGGUCUCUACCUAGAGACACGUGUCCCUGCUUGUUCCUUCUCUCUGUCAUUGCUCGGCAUUCUUGUCAAGUUACCCAGCUUGGAGUGGUCUGACACGCGCAGUGUCCUGUGGCGAUAGCUGGAAAGGCAGGAAAGAGUCUCCUGUGCUUGGUCGCCUGGGAAGGUCUUCCUCAUUACCUACCUAACCUGUUGGGGAGAGCAUGGGAUUUGUUUUUGUGUGUGCAGUAACCUGCUUGGGCUAAGUUUGAGAAUUAUCAGAUUCCCUUUGGAGUCUCCCUAAUGUUUACUAGCUUCUAACUUGUGUUGUUAGCCCAUUGCUGAAAUUUGGAGAUCUCUUGAGUUCUCUGUUCAUGGCUUUUAUUCACUGUGACUAAUAAGCUUCCUAAUAAAUCCUUGCCAGACUUAA
This is a messenger RNA of Dipodomys spectabilis (banner-tailed kangaroo rat), 1520 nucleotides long. RefSeq names its product PITH domain containing 1 (gene Pithd1). The coding region runs from base 104 to 739 and encodes 211 amino acids. The transcript is spliced from 6 exons. The record is from RefSeq and is a predicted model, not a curated record. NCBI's taxonomy places the organism in Eukaryota, Metazoa, Chordata, Mammalia, Rodentia, Heteromyidae. Gene Ontology annotation, cellular component: nucleus.